Molecule: messenger RNA, 1505 nt
Organism: Amborella trichopoda
Lineage: Eukaryota; Viridiplantae; Streptophyta; Magnoliopsida; Amborellales; Amborellaceae
Gene: ATA1
Product: TAPETUM 1
Molecular function (GO): oxidoreductase activity
Source: RefSeq, a predicted model, not a curated record
UGAAUGCUAACCCUAAAUUGACCAAUAGAUACCUCGAGAAAAUACAACAAAAUGGAGAGGGAACCAAAUAUUGCAUUUGCCCUCUUGUUUUUGUUGAGGGGACAAGUUUUUAGUUGGCAAGUAGUUGCAAGGCAAGGGGGUGGUGAAAGAAGGGGUUGGUGCAAGUAAAGUAAGGAGAGGGUAGGGCCUAAAGUGUAACAAUGACCAACUCCGAUCUAUUCCCAUCCUUCCUUCUCACAUUUGUUUAGACUGUGGGAACCAUCAGAAGUUUAUUUAUCAAGGGCAAAGAAGCAUCGAUUCUUAUUCAGAUCUCAUUAACAUUUGCUCUCUCUCUCUCUCUCUCUCUCUCUCUACGCGCACACUAGUGUAGAAGAAUGGACGUCAGAAUGGAAAUGAAUAUUCACCAACAGAAUGGAGAACAAGAGAUGAAUGGUUAUCAUGGGAAAAGGCUAAAGGGCAAGGUGGCCAUCAUAACUGGUGGGGCCCGGGGCAUCGGCGCCGCUGCAGCACGCCUCUUUGCCCUCCACGGGGCCCACGUCACCGUGGCCGACAUCCUUGACGACGAGGGCCCUGCCCUCUGCACCAAGAUAGGAGCCCGCUACAUGCACUGUGACGUAUCCCUUGAGUCUGACGUUGCGGCUACAGUCAGAUCCACCGUUGCCCAGCAUGGCUGCCUUGACAUCAUGUUUAACAACGCUGGCAUAGCCGGCCAGCUUGGAAGCAUCACACACCUCAACUCAAAGCUCAUGCAAAACCUCCUCUCUGUAAACCUAUGUGGACCUGUAUAUGGUAUAAAGCAUGCUGCUCAAGCCAUGAUAAAGGGAAGGGUUCAGGGCUCGAUUGUCUGCACUGCAAGCUCGGCUGCCCUCAUGGGUGGGCUCGGCUCACAUGCCUACACUAUGUCAAAAGAAGCAGUGGUUGGCAUAGUUAGGAGUGCUGCUUGUGAGCUAGGGGUGCAUGGCAUCAGAGUGAAUUGUGUGUCUCCUCAUGGUGUGGCCUCUGAUAUGCUUGUUGGGGCAUACAGAGAGAUUUUGGGCAGAGAGGAUUUGGGGGCAGAGGCGGUUGAUAGGGUGGUGGCAGAGUCUGGAAGUUUGUUGAAGGGCAGAAGUGCAACUCCUGAGGAUGUGGCAAAUGCUGCAUUGUUUUUGGCGAGUGACGAGUCCGGGUUUGUGACAGGGCAUAACUUGGUGGUGGAUGGGGGGUUCACCUCCGCUUGCAACACUAUGAGCUUCAUCUACCAGUGAAAGUGUACAAGAUUAGAGAGUAGAGAGUAGAGAGUAUAGCGUACACAUGAUGAUGUGUGGUGUAUCAUACACAGGUGGAGCAUCCAGUGCCUGUUCUCCAGAUGGACCGUCGAAAUGAGCUGCGAGAUAAAUAUCAUGGAUAUUGGGGUGGUACUAGGGUUCAAAUUCAUGUGUUGAGAAUGGAUGGUGGCUAAACUCGAUUAGACAUCAUAUGUAUGUCAUACCUGCUCUUCUUGAAAUAAUAAAACCGCUACGCCAUUU